GACCACGCGCUUAGUUUUACACGACCAAACAAUGAGCAUCCGUGAGACUGAUGCUGCGUAUCCUCUGUUACGAUGAAGCCAAUGCAAUACUAAAUUUGGCGCCACACUGACGCAUUCAACUCCUGACACCAUUGCGCCAUCAGCAAGCUCCGGUAAGAGACAAGACGCGCUCCAGUGCCAACGGUGAUUACAACGUAUAUAUAUGUACCUGAUUACUAUAUAUACAUGCAAAGCCAGAGCUAGAGGCACAACACACGAUCGACCUGCAUCCAUCUAGCAGCAAGCAAGGAGAGCUAGCUAUUGGAUUAUCUCGAUCGCAAGGUUUGCUGCUUGCUCAGUAAUGGCUUUCAAGCAGAUGCUCGUCGCCGUGGUCGCUGCGGCCGCCCUCGCCGUGUCGUUCUUCCCAGGGCUCGCCGUCGCCACGGAGCACAUGGUCGGCGAUGACAGGGGCUGGACCCUCAAUUUCAACUACACGGCCUGGGCCGAGACAAAGCAGUUCGUCGUCGGCGACACGCUAGUGUUCAUGUACAACAUCGCCGCCCACAAUGUGGUGGAGGUGGGCGGGCCGGACUUCCUCUCGUGCACCAAGCCGGCCAACGCCGUCGUCUGGACCUCCGGCGAGGACCGCGUCACGCUCGACAAGGCCGGACGCAGGUGGUUCUUCUGCGCCGUCGGCCAGCACUGCCAGAACGGCAUGAAGCUCAAGAUCACCGUCCUCGAGACCGGUGCACCAACUCCCCAGCCGGCCCCGUUCGCAUAAUAAAAGCUGGGGUACCCAAAUUGUCAACACAUGAGGGGCCCGUUCAAA
This is a messenger RNA of Triticum dicoccoides, 808 nucleotides long. Its product is annotated as blue copper protein 1a-like. The transcript has 2 exons. Lineage: Eukaryota; Viridiplantae; Streptophyta; Magnoliopsida; Poales; Poaceae. Gene Ontology annotation, molecular function: electron transfer activity. The record is from RefSeq and is a predicted model, not a curated record. The coding region runs from base 341 to 760 and encodes 139 amino acids. Gene Ontology annotation, cellular component: plasma membrane.